Molecule: messenger RNA, 992 nt
Organism: Entrophospora sp. SA101
Lineage: Eukaryota; Fungi; Glomeromycota; Glomeromycetes; Entrophosporales; Entrophosporaceae
Source: the annotation of a GenBank genome assembly
AAUGAUCAAGAAUUAGUAUUAGCUUAUCAUGACAGAUCUGAUGGUGGGUUAUUUGUCACAGUGGUUGAGAUGGAAUUUGCUGGUCAUUUAAGAGUUAAAUUAGAUAUUCCAGAUAUUGUAAAAAAUGGUGAUUUUAUCAGGUCACUUUUUAAUGAGGAACUUGGUGUUAUUAUACAAAUUAGAAAAAAUUAUUUAGGAAAAAUUAUUGAAAUAUUUACAAAAUCAAAUUUUCCUAGAAAUCAUAUAUAUUGUGUUGAAACUUCUUUUCAAAUUCAAUCAUUAUGUGAUAAUAGUAUUUGUGCUAAAGAAGAGUUUGAUAAUAUUUUAUAUGUAAAUAAUCCAGACUUACAUUUUCAUUUGACAUUUGAUCCAACAGAAGAUGUGACUUUGCCAUUUGUGAAAUCACCAACUACAUUAAAACCAAAAAUAGCAAUAUUACAAGAACAAGGUGUAAAUGGUCAUAUGGAGAUGGCAUUUACAUUUUAUUUCCAGGAUUCAAACCAAUUGAUGGAAUUUGAAAAUUUUUUCAAAAAAAGAAAUGACACUUUUACCCUUGGUAUUUGUAAUGGAUGUCAAUUUUUAAGUCAAUUAAAAGAAAUAAUACCUGGUACAGAAUAUUGGCCAAUAUUUAAAAGAAAUAGAAGUGAACAAUUUGAAGCAAGAUUCAGUUUAAGUUUAUCUGAUAAACCUGAUAGAAAUCAUCAUCAUCGCCACAAUCUACAACCAAUACAGCAGCAACAACCACAACUACAAUGUGGUAAUGAUGAACGAGUGAUUGAGGGAGGAGUGUUUGAUGCUAACAAUAUAGGAAGUGGUAAUGUUGUUGCAGAAGAAAGAUUUAAAGCUUUUCAGAAUCGUCGUAACAUAGAAAGUUUUAUGGAUAUUGAUGAUGAUGAUGAAGAAUGGCAAGAGCAACAAAAAUUGAUCAAUAAUGUUGUUCAAUGUGAAUGGCAAAUUUAUCAAAAUAUUACUUCUUCUCAAUAUCAACAAUG